Molecule: messenger RNA, 1246 nt
Organism: Vespa crabro (European hornet)
Lineage: Eukaryota; Metazoa; Arthropoda; Insecta; Hymenoptera; Vespidae
Product: coiled-coil domain-containing protein 124
Exons: 4
Coding region: 165-794 (209 amino acids)
Biological process (GO): transcription by RNA polymerase II
Cellular component (GO): nucleus
Molecular function (GO): transcription coactivator activity
Source: RefSeq, a predicted model, not a curated record
UACAAUUAUGCGAGAGAUUACGCGAGCGACAUCUGGUAAAAUUAGUUUACUUUCGCUCAAGUUGGCGGGUGCAUUUACAGAAAAUGUUAUGUUAUUGUCAUAAUAGGUGAUCAAUUCUCUAUCAGAGUUCAUUAUCCUGAUUUCUUUGUGUUAAAUUGAUCAUCAUGCCUAAGAAAUUCGUUGGUGAGAAUAGCAAGGCUGUAGCAGCCAGGGCAAGAAAAGCUGCUGCUAAGGAAGCUGAAAAUACAAAGAAAGCUUUGGAAGCUGAAGAGAAAGCUUGGCAGGAUGACGACAAACAAGUAUUAAAGAAGAAACAGAAACAGGAGGAACUCGAGAAGAAAAGACAGCAACAAUUAGAAAAGAAGGCUGAAGUGAAAGCUCUAUUAGAAAAAGAAAUGGCAACUAUAAAAGUAGGAGGCAAACAACCUACUGCUAAAAUUACAAAGGCUGAAAUAAUGGCAGCUAUGGAGAAGCGCAAUCAAGCUGCGAAAAGUGAGAAGAAAAAGGAAGAAGAAAAACCAAUCGAAGAAAAUUUGAAUAGGAUUAUUGUCGAAGGCGAAAGUGCACAUGGUAUAGACGAAGCAUUAUCGAUUUUAAGCGUGAAAGAUUCGGAAGUUGAUCGUCAUCCCGAGAAACGUAUGAAAGCUGCUUAUGCAAGUUUUGAAGAGAAAAUGAUGCCUAUUAUUAAGGAACAAAAUCCUACUUUGAGGCUCAGUCAAUUGAAACAGAUUUUGAAAAAAGAGUGGAUGAAAUCUCCUGAAAAUCCGCUCAAUCAAAAGCUUUUUAACAAUUGAUAUUAGUGGUAUAUUCAUUGAUAGUCUGCGCACUUUCACAUGACUGAAUAUAACUUUCUUAUCUUAAAUGUUUGAAAAAAAAGGAAAAAAAAAAAAAAAAAAGUAAUAUGUGUAAGUAUAACAGAUAAAAUUGGUUCACAGUUUUAUUGUAAACGAAUAAGUUAUAUUCCAAAAUGCUAUAGGAUAUAAAAAAAAUUAACAUAAUAUAAAACAUCUUUGGUGCAACUUAUGCGCGAAUCUAUAAUAGCCUCCGUUCGGUAUCUUAAAUCUUUGCUUAUUGACAGAGAGACCUUUGUCGAAGUUUAUAGAAAGAUUCUAAAAAAAUAUCUUAAAAAAUAUAUGUUUUGGCACAUUUAUCAUGCUGUAGGUGUAGAAGAUAUUUUUACAAUUUCGCAAUUGUCGUAUCAUUCAAUGGAAAGUAAUAAAACCAUAACAAAGUAGAGCUCGAAAAA